This is a messenger RNA of Paecilomyces variotii, 1156 nucleotides long. RefSeq names its product exoribonuclease complex, subunit Rrp41. The transcript has 2 exons. Gene Ontology annotation, biological process: poly(A)-dependent snoRNA 3'-end processing; rRNA catabolic process; U4 snRNA 3'-end processing. The coding region runs from base 294 to 1133 and encodes 279 amino acids. The record is from RefSeq and is a predicted model, not a curated record. Lineage: Eukaryota; Fungi; Ascomycota; Eurotiomycetes; Eurotiales; Thermoascaceae. Gene Ontology annotation, cellular component: nucleolus; cytoplasmic exosome (RNase complex); nuclear exosome (RNase complex).
GGAAAAGAGCUUCUGGUUUGAUUUUUUGACCGCCCGCACCGGCGAACCAAGAUAUCCCCGCCGGAUUUGCGCCCUCGCUCCCAUUGCCCGUUACAACCACAACGUGCGAUUAUAUCUGCUCUAGUGCGCUCUUACGCAGCUAGCUGAUUCACUGGACUCCGUUGUUACGGACCAUUUGCGAUAUCUUCGCGGUCAGCGCAACUUUUUCAUCCUCCUAGUGCGGUGCCGCCAAAGCCUACGACCCCAAGAUUAGACUACUAUAUCUGCGUUGGUAGACCAGAUAGUCUCGCAAGAUGCCAUUGGAUACGUCGACGACAUAUCCUCUUACGAAGCUCCGCCUCGAUGGCCGUCGCUGGAAUGAGCUUCGACUGCUCCAGGCUCAGAUAUCGACCAACCCAGCCAGCUCCGGGUCCUCAUAUCUGGCCAUGGGAAACACUUCGAUCAUAUGCACUGUCCAUGGUCCUGCUGAAAAGCUCCGAGGAGAAGCUGGAGGAGCUGGUGGAGGCAACGCUGCUGGAGCGACAGUCGAGGUGGACGUGAAUGUUGCCGGAUUCGCAAGCAUAGAUCGGAGACGAAGGGCUGGAGGAAACGAUAGACAGUCUCUACAGCUCUCCAGUGUCCUUCGUUCCGCCUUCCAAUCCCACAUUCACACAUAUCUUUACCCACACAGUACCAUAAGCAUCCACAUCUCUGUCCUAUCGGCAGAUGGGUCGCUUCUCGCCGCAGCGAUUAACGCCGCCAGCCUUGCGCUCGUGGAUGCCGGUAUCCCAAUGCCUGGACUCCUUUGCGGUUGCACUGCCGGUAUGAGUGGCAGUGCUUCUACCGCCCGUGAUCUGAAAAACGAUACCCUUGACCCUCUUCUAGAUUUGUCCCUACCAGAGGAGCAAGAGUUGCCAUUCAUGACGGUCGGGACUACUACGCCAAUCCCAGGCGGAGCGGAUGCCAUGGAGGACGAUGACGAGGAGAUGAAGGUCUCGGUUAUUCAGAUGGAUUCGAAAGCCCAUCUCUCGUACAUGGAGACCAUGCUCGCCGUGGGGAUCGAUGGUUGCAAGCAGAUCAGAGAGAUCUUGCAGGGCGUUAUCAAGCGAUCAAAGGUGGUCGGUGUCCCAGAGCACGGCAGAGACGACGUAUGAUUUUGGGAUUACGCCAGUGACAC